Messenger RNA from Gigantopelta aegis, 1591 nucleotides. RefSeq names its product alpha-1,3-mannosyl-glycoprotein 4-beta-N-acetylglucosaminyltransferase C-like. The transcript has 5 exons. Gene Ontology annotation, molecular function: acetylglucosaminyltransferase activity. Bases 128 to 1573 code for a protein of 481 amino acids. The record is from RefSeq and is a predicted model, not a curated record. Gene Ontology annotation, biological process: protein N-linked glycosylation. Lineage: Eukaryota; Metazoa; Mollusca; Gastropoda; Neomphalida; Peltospiridae.
AGCUGUGCGGACUACUUAUUUCAACCGACGAUCUUUCAAACUUGUCCAAACAAUACUAAGGUCAGUCGUAUGCGCGUUCUCAUUAAGGAUAGAAAGACGAAACAAGCUGAAUGUGACGUCUGCAGUCAUGAGACGCCAUCGAUGGUGUCGUCCUUGUGAAUUCUCCCCCGCAGUCGUUGUUAUUCUCGCGUGCAUUGUCGUCCUGCAGUUUCUCCUUCUGAUCAAGGACCAAGAUGGACUCUUUCAAACAGAUUACAGCGAAAUGUCUAAAAAAUCAACACAAAUGAAAACGGAGACACGAAUUGCAACAUCAGGCGUUCUGCCUACAACGGAAACGAUCGAUACGUUUCGGACGUGUACUUGUGGCAUGCACUACCAAGUGAACGGGACUGAAGCUCUUGUAUUUCCUUCAACACCGAAGAAGAAAGUGUUGCUAGCUAUUGGAAUACCCACAAUCCACCGCGUCGGCGAAACCUACCUGCUUCAGACUCUCGACUCUCUCAUUUCAAACAUGGCGGAUAACGAGCGAGAUGACGUCAUCAUUAUUGUUUUUCUAGCAGACAGAGAAACUGAAAAAAGGACAAUGCUGGCCACCAGCAUCAAAAACAAGUUUGGGGAUUUAUUGCAGAGUGGCAUGAUCAGUGUUAUUCAAGCUCCCAACAGUUACUACAAUGCAAUAAACGUCACGAAACUAACAUACAACCAACCAAUAAAGUACGUAAAAUGGCGAGCAAAACAGAAUUUUGACUAUGCCUACAUGUUUAAGUACAGCAUGGGGCGAUCUUCGUACUACAUGCAGAUCGAAGAUGACGUAAAGACUCUCCCAGGCUACGUAGAUUCUAUCAAGCAGUACAUAAAGGAGCAGACGGACGAAUGGACGUGUUUGGAGUUCUCGGAGCUCGGCUUUAUCGGGAAGCUGUACCACACUGAGGAUCUCGACAAGAUGGCCAUGAUGUUUCUGCUGUUCUACCAGGAACAGCCGGUCGACUACACGUACCUCUACUUCAACCUGGUCAUGACGCAGAUGACGAAGAAACUCCGCAAGCCGACACUGUUCCAACACCUGGGCAUCUACUCCUCGUUCCCGGGAAAAAUACAACCGCUCAAGGAUCGGUAUUUCGACAACUUCACCAAGGUGUUCAAGGCCGAUAAUCCUCCGGCGGAAAUCAUCACCUCCAUGAGCGUGUACCUGACCUUUCUGCCCCGGCUGGCUUAUCAAGGUGAAGGUUAUUUCUGGAGUCACGGGGCGCCCACCGACGGCGACACGUUCACGGUGGUGUUCCAGGAACCCCAGAAGCUCGUCCGUGUAGUGGUUGUCACUGGUUCCGAGGGACACCCACACGACCGUAUCGAAUACGCCCGGCUCGACGCGAGUCUGACGUUGUUAAAGACCGACAACGAUUUGAAAUGCACCAAUGACAUAUCGUUAGGUUUUUUCGAAAACGGCAAUAUAGACGCUGGGUUUCUGAUCGAAAAAAUAAGUUUCAAAGUGAUGUGUUUACGUAUUACAGUAACAAAAGUGCACGCAUUAUGGGUUAUAAUCAAAGAAAUUGCUGUAUUUGUUUCUAAAUAAAUUAAAUAUAUAUAUAUA